UGGUGUGUGGUCACACACUCGCACUGACUAACCAGCUAGAUUCGGAUCGAGCUGCCAUUGAUGGCGAUCUGGGAGGAGCUGCACUUCGUGCUGGUGCCGCUGGUGGCGCAGGGCCACAUCAUCCCCACGGUGGACGUGGCGCGCCUCCUCGCCGCGCGCGGGCCAAGGGUCACCGUGGUCACCACGCCCGUCAACGCCGCGCGCAACAGGGCCACCGUCGACGGCGCCAGGAGGGCCGGUCUCCCCGUCGAGUUCGUCGAGCUCCCCUUCCCCUGCGCGCAGCUCGGCCUGCCCGAGGGGGUGGAGGCCAUCGACCAGAUGGCGGGGCUCGAGCCGGCCAUGUACCUCAGGUUCUUCCAGGCCAUAUGGAAGAUCGCCGAGCCGCUGGAGGAGUACCUCCUGGCGCUGCCGCGCCGGCCGGUCUGCCUCGUCGCCGACGCGUGCAACCCGUGGACGGCGCCCGUGUGCGAACGCCUCGGCAUCCCCAGGCUGGUGAUGCACUGCCCCUCCGCCUACUUCCAGCUCGCCGUGCACCGCCUGUCGGCGCACGGCGUGUACGACCGCGUCGGGGACGACGUGACGGCGCCGUUCGAGGUGCCGGACUUCCCGGUGCGCGCCGCCGGCAACACGGCCACGCUCCGGGGGUUCUUCCAGUACCCCGGCGUGGAGAAGGAGUACCGUGAAGCGCUGGACGCCGAGGCCACCGCCGACGGCCUGCUGUUCAACACGUUCCGCGGCAUCGAGGGCGUCUUCGUGGACGCGUACGCGGCGGCCCUCGGCAAGAGGACGUGGGCCGUCGGGCCGACCUGCGCCUCCAGCAGCAUGGCCAACGACGCCGACGCCAAGGCCAGCCGCGGCAACCGCGCCGACGUCGACGCCGGGCACAUCGUCUCGUGGCUCGACGCCCGGCCGCCGGCGUCCGUGCUGUACGUCAGCUUCGGCAGCAUCUCGCAGCUGACGGCGAAGCAGCUCGCCGGGCUAGCGGGCAGCCUCGAGGCGUCCGGGCGGCCGUUCGUGUGGGCGAUCAAGGAGGCCAAGGCGGACGCCGCCGUUCGGGCGCUGCUCGACGGCGAGGGGUUCGAGGCGCGCGUCAAGGACAGGGGCCUCCUCGUGCGCGGGUGGGCGCCGCAGGUGACCAUCCUCUCGCACCCGGCGGUGGGCGGCUUCCUGACGCACUGCGGCUGGAACGCGACGCUGGAGGCCGUCUCCUACGGCGUGCCGGCUCUGACGUGGCCCACCAUCGCCGACCAGUUCUGCAGCGAGCAGCUGCUCGUGGACGUGCUCGGCGUGGGCGUCAGGUCCGGCGUCAAGAUCCCCGCCAUGUACCUCCCGAAAGAGGCCGAGGGGGUUCAGGUGACGAGCGGCGACGUGGAGAAGGCGAUCGCGGAGUUGAUGGGCGGCGGGGCGGAGGGGUCGGCGAGGAGGGUCAGGGCCAACGAGGUCGCCGCGGAGGCGAGGGCGGCCAUGGAGGACGGCGGGUCGUCGCACUCCGACCUGACGGACAUGAUCCGCUAUGUCACGGAGCUGUCGAAGCAGAGAAGCCACGAGAGAUCGACGGCCCUGCCUUCCGAGCUCGGAGAGAAGAACGAACAGGAUGCUGUGCUGUCAGUGCAAAUGGCGCAAGUUAGCAUUUAGGAUCGGAUCUUCUGUUUCCCGGAAUAAGUUCAGCGUUGGAUCAUGUUGUAUACGCAAUAUAAAACGCGAUUGAUGAUCAGUUUUGCUAGAACUCAUCUAGAUGAGAUAUAAUUUGGUCUCAUUCACCUUUUAUAGCCAUCGGAUGUGAUGCUAUAAGAUGCGUGUGUGCUGACGUAGGCUGUAUCUCUUCUUGUUUUCAAAGUGAAUGAGAC
Molecule: messenger RNA, 1847 nt
Organism: Triticum dicoccoides
Lineage: Eukaryota; Viridiplantae; Streptophyta; Magnoliopsida; Poales; Poaceae
Product: UDP-glycosyltransferase 73C5-like
Exons: 1
Coding region: 61-1635 (524 amino acids)
Molecular function (GO): UDP-glucosyltransferase activity
Source: RefSeq, a predicted model, not a curated record